AUGGCUUUGGCCCUGGUUCCUGUGCACGGCCUCUCUGAUGAUGAGCAACAUGAGGGCCGGCAUUCUGGCUGUCCUUCUUCUUUAGCUGCUGUUGACUCUUUGAGCGACCAUGAGACUGAGACUGCAGAUGGCUGCCAAAUGGUCCCUGUGCAGCCUAUACAGCCACCUCGUCCAGAUCCCUGCCAAAAGAAGAGGAAAGAGCAGCCUUCUUCAGUGCUGCAAGCAUCGAUGUUAAGACGCAAGCUCUUCCAGGUUGUUAGUUCUGCCUGCCCUUGCACCCAGCACGGGAGGUUUCGACAUCAUGCUGGUAGUUGCUGUCAGCAGUUCCGAUCUGAAUUAGAUACUUUGGUGCAGCUCCGAUUGCGGCUGUCCAGACUUGAGAAGCAUGAUGCCGACAACGAAGUUUUGGCCCUCCUGAAAGAAGCUGGUGAUCAGUUUCGCUGUGCCCAAAAACUUCUGGGGCGUCCAGUGUGUCAACGAGCCUUUCGGAGGCUCUUAGGUAUAGGUUCCAUGAGAUACACCCGUUUGAAGAAGGCUGCUUCUGAAGGAUUAGCCCAAGCCCCUUUGGAUGGACGAAAGGUCUCGAAGAAGAACACGUUUAAAUCAAACACUGCGUACCUCCGGAAACGUGCCAUCAUUGUUGAGUUCCUUGAGGAAAUGCGGAACAGCAUCUCCGAGCCUUUGCCGGAGGCGAAUCAGAAUCCAAAGCUUCUUGACGAACAGAAGCGGAGCCUCACACUGUUUCGCAGACACAGAGGGCGCAGACCGCGUGGUGCUUCUCAGUGGAGUCGAGGGGGGGAUCGCUCUUCCCUGCGGUUGUUACCACCGGGCUCUUUCACGGAUUACCUCCGCCUUUUGCAGAGCAGGUGGCCGGAUCUCAAGAUUUCCUUGAAGCUGUUCACCCGUGAGUCGCAGCAUGCAAAGUGUACGAUUUGCAUCAAGCACAAAUUGAUCAUCAAACGUUUGGCCACAGAUCGUGCAGCAAGACAAUCUCAAUGUUUGCUGUACUCCAAGCAUUUAGAUGUUCAGUACUCUGACCGAGUACAUUAUUGGAUGAGUCGGGCCCACAGCAAGUUGCCUAUGCUACCUUCGGGAUUGAAAACAAUUACUCUGAUCGUUGACGGCCUGGACCAUCAGAAAUUUAGAUACCCAAAGGAUUUGGCCUUUUCUGCGAAAGAGUUUUCGAGUUUUUUGAGACCUUCUUUAGAUUGCUACGCUGCAAUCGUACACGGCCAUGGAGUUUUUGUCAGUCUCACCGAGCCGUUCAUGAAGAAGGACAGCAGCUUCUGUUGCGAUGUGGUGUCUCAUGUACUUCACACCUUCGCAAGCUUCUGCGAUUUGCGUGAGUAUGAGGUAAUUAUCCAAUCGGAUAAUACCUCACGCGAAAUUAAGAACAAUUGCCUGUUGAGGUGGGGUGGAAUGCUGACCGGACUUUCUCGAUGCAAGAGGCUGGAAUUCCGGUUUUUACAAAGUGGUCACAGCCACGAAGAUUGUGACCAAUGGUUUGCACAGAUCGCCAAUCUGGUAGAAUCCAAACGGUCUUUGCAAACACCAAGCGAGUUCCAAUCCUUGCUGCAGCCAUGGCUGGAUGAGGGCCAAACCCGGCCUGAUGAGCAGCGAUUCAGAAAAAUUUCCUCCAUCUUGCUUGUCGCGGAAAUCAUUUACGCGGCAUUGGUGGCCCUGGUGCGCCGCACGUUUUUGCAUUUGACCGUUUGGCUGAUGUUCCAGGUGACGCUCUUCAAGGAAUGGCAACAUCGUUCUGGGAUAAGUUUGGGUUUCAGCGGGCUGGGUGCGAUGUGGUGCUCAGGAGCGGAGCCGUUCUGCCUGGACGCGGCGGCAGACCAUUUGCAGGCUCUUGCUGAAGGGAAUUUGCAGCGCGGGCAGCCGCUGGAAGCUGACAGGAUCUUGCCAUCACCUGGCCCAGCAGUGGGGCAUGGUUUUGAUGGAGGUGGUGUUCGCCCGGCUGUUGACUUGCAACCGGCGCUCAACAGGAUGGAUAUGGUCCAUGAAAGGAUGCCCAGGGCAAACCUUGCGAGAUACAAGUCCAAAACUGAGAAGUACCACAUGUUCAAAGCUGCAGCAAAGCUGUGGUCUGAAGGGCUUCCAUGGCCCAAAGCUUUUGAAAUUGUGAAGGAAGCCUUUGAUUCCUGUGCUACCGCAACUUGA
Molecule: messenger RNA, 2166 nt
Organism: Cladocopium goreaui
Lineage: Eukaryota; Dinophyceae; Suessiales; Symbiodiniaceae
Source: the annotation of a GenBank genome assembly